GACAACGGCAGAAGAACAGUUUCCUCUUCUUCUCUUCUUUUUUUCUGAUUUCAUGCUUCAACCAUAUCCAUGGAAGAAGACGCUUCCACUUCAGGGAAUAGCAACAUCUCUCCCCAACUUGUGAACGAAUGGAUUGAAAUCCAAGAUUCACUCAAGAAACGGCUGAUAACAGAUGACGAAUUCGACUGGAAGUUACCCCCAAUGAAAGACCAAGAUUCUGAGGGGAUGGAAGAAAAUCAAGAUUCUAACGUUGAAAUCCUCAAGUAUGUGGGUGGGGUUGACUUGAGUUUCUCAAGAAAUGACUCGUUAAUUGCUUGUGCAACCCUUGUGGUUCUGGACAUUUCUACUCUUGAAGUCGUGCAUGAAGAUUCCUCCAUUAUUAAGCUCCGUAUCCCUUAUGUUCCUGGCUUCUUGGCAUUCAGAGAGGCACCAGUGCUUCUAGAACUUCUAAAGAAAAUGGAGACGACAUCACCUACAUUGUAUCCCCAGGUACUGAUGGUUGAUGGCAAUGGACUUCUUCAUCCUCGAGCUCCCUUUCUAUGGAUUUCAUUGUUAUGCCACUAUUGGUCCUUACUGAAAUCAUUGGAAAGGUCUGCAGGCUUUGGAUUAGCUUGUCAUCUUGGAGUGUUGGCUGAUCUUCCUACCAUUGGGAUAGGAAAGAAUUUGCACCAAGUUGAUGGCCUUACGCAAUCUAGAGUAAGACAAGUGCUUGAAGCUAAUGGAAAGCCACGUAGUGAUAUCUUCCCUUUAAUCGGCGACUCUGGGUCUACUUUAGGAGCAGCAAUGUGGACAACUAAAAGCUCCCUAAAACCCAUAUUUAUUUCAGUUGGUCAUCGUGUAUCUCUUCCGAGUGCCAUCAAGAUUGUCAAGUUGUUUGGUAGGUUUCGGGUUCCAGAACCCAUCAGGCAGGCUGACAUUAGAUCAAAGGAUUUUUUUCGAAAGCAUGGCUUAAGCUAAUAUCGAUCAUCGAUUGACAUAAUGGAAGUGGCAAAUCAUACGGUACCAUUUGAAGUUGAUAUCAAGAAAAGAGUUCGCCUGACGGACUUGUCUUGGACUUGCUUCAUAAUGACGAACCUGUUUCGGAUUGUCUUCCAAGUAUGAGCCUCAUGGGUUUUCGAGGCUUUUGUUUAUGUAAAUUAGAACUCUUUGUUUAUAGA
Sesamum indicum (sesame) is the source of this 1157-nucleotide messenger RNA. RefSeq names its product endonuclease V family protein. Lineage: Eukaryota; Viridiplantae; Streptophyta; Magnoliopsida; Lamiales; Pedaliaceae. Gene Ontology annotation, molecular function: RNA endonuclease activity producing 5'-phosphomonoesters, hydrolytic mechanism; single-stranded RNA binding. Gene Ontology annotation, cellular component: nucleolus; cytoplasm. The record is from RefSeq and is a predicted model, not a curated record. Gene Ontology annotation, biological process: DNA repair.